Messenger RNA from Monodelphis domestica (gray short-tailed opossum), 7311 nucleotides. It is a transcript of the gene C4H1orf50, whose product is annotated as chromosome 4 C1orf50 homolog. Lineage: Eukaryota; Metazoa; Chordata; Mammalia; Didelphimorphia; Didelphidae. The record is from RefSeq and is a predicted model, not a curated record.
CCUCCCACACACACAAAUACUUUCCCCUUCCUAGACUGAUUCACCACCCCUAAGUUCCUCUUCUUCAGAAUGAAGGUGUACCAUUGCCAGGAGUUUUUCCCCAGGGGCAGAGCCCUGCCCCACCCUAGAUCGUAGCCACGUCUUCGCCCCGCCCUUCAGGACAGAGGUAAGCCUCCAGACUAGCAGGAUUCAGCCUCACCCACCCGGCAGAAUUCCACCCCCGGUCGACAGAAAGUUCAUCCCUCCAAUCGUCUCCGCUUCCCGAAGGAGGCGGUACCUUCAGAGCAGAUCCCCGCCCCUGAGAACUUCCUAAAUGACGUUCUCAGGGACUCUUCCCUACAACAAAGCCCAAGUUCCUUCCAAGAGGCAACUAACUUCGUCCCUUCCAUCGCCCCCUGGAGGCGCUCCCUCAGCUCGAGGCCACGCCCCCUUACGUAGCCCGGCCAUUAGGACGCAGCUCCGCCUCUUCCUCACUGCGCAUGCGUUGUCUUCUGGCGUCCCUGGAGUUGAUCGGGGAACGUAGUGGCCCGUAAUAUGGCCCAGAAGACGGCUGGCGAGGAUGUGGUGGGAGUUGGGGAGCUCGGCAGGUUAGACCCACCGACAGGGGCCCUCACGGAGAGAGUCCCCGACGCCGCUGGCCAGGCCCUAGUGAGCCCCUACCACACCCGCCGCGUGGGGAACCCCGAGGACCUCGUGGAGCUCGCCCAGCAGGUCCAGAAGGCUGAUGAAUUCAUCAGAGCAAAUGCUACCAAUAAACUGCUAGUUAUAGCUGAGCAAAUUCGGCAUUUGCAAUCACAGGCCAAGAAGGUAUUGGAAGAUGCUCAGAGAGAUGCUGAACUACACCAUGUAUCUUGUAGUAUGGUGAAAAAACCUGGAAAUAUUUACUACCUCUAUAAACGGGCGAAUGGACAACAAUACUUUUCCAUCAUUGCACCAAAGGAAUGGGGAGCAAGUUGUCCAAAUGAGUUCCUUGGUGCCUACAAGCUUCAGCAUGACCUCUCCUGGACUCCAUAUGACAACAUUGCGAAGAAAGAUGCUGAAGUCAGCAUGAUGGACAAGCUUUUAAACCAGCAGAUGGCUUUGCCCCAAUGUUCAGAGCCCAAUUUCCAGGGCCUUACUCAGUGACAACGGACAGUGCCAAAUAGAAUGUGGGUCUGGCUGUUCUAGUCUCCUUAGCUUCCCUACAUCCUACUUUUGUGGGAGGUGAAAGUGAGACAUGAUGUACAUAUAAGCACCUUGGAUGGAGAGCCUGUGUGAAUUGAAAGUAUAUCAACUCCAUUUUGGGCUCCACAUUCUGAUUCCGGGAGUCCUUUAGCUAAACAGACACGGGCCAGUAGUCAUUAUUACACAUCACAACUUGCCCAGAUGGCCAGAAUCCCUCCCCACUGUGGCACUAGAGACUUUAUAGGCAAGAGAAGAAUUGUCACUUUCUUGAAAAGGUUGCAGACUACUGUUUAUACAGAGAAGAAUCUGCACUGCCACUUUGUUAAUUCAGGAAGUUUAGGAAUGGGACUAGGGUCAAGCAAAGGCCUGACUUUUAUGUUUCUCUAAGUGAUUCUACCCUUUCCCAAAGCACUUUAGACUCAAAAUCAUCAUCCAAGGUCUCAGGAAUAUGUAUUAUGCAAAAUGGCAGGUAGAGUAAUGUGGCUGACCGGAAAAGGGACUAGCCCUUCUUGUUGGGCUGGAAAAUUGAGAGAAGUAUAGGAGAGAAGAGUGGUGGUCACCCCUUUAACUUCUUGCCUUUAGUUUUAGGAACAUAGAGCUGGAAGGAACCUUCCAAAGCCAUUGAAGUCAGUAUAGCCUUCUGGAUGAAGAUAGUUGAAUUUAUGUUGGUUGGGUUUUGGGGAAAUGUCCAGGGCUAAUCCAUCUAAAGAGUAUGAGUCCAUUUAAUUGGCUAUUCCAAAUACCAAAGAAGGGAGAGUUGAGACAGUAGGAAUGAAAACUUUGAUGUUUCAUUUGCAUAGAAUUUAUUUUGUUUUCUCCAUAGAAUUUAGAACAGCUAGCCUGACUAUUUUACAGUGAGCUAAAACCCUCAACUUAAGCACCAUUCCUCCUGACAUUCUGAGUCAUGGGUUUGUGGAAUUGAAACCUUGGAGGGCCCUUAGAUCAACUAAUCCAUCCUCAUUUGUUUAUGGACAUGAGAAAACUAAGGCUAGUUGUUAGGUGACUAGCUCAGUGUCGCAUAGGUAGCAAAGCCAGGAUUUCAACCCAAGUCACCUGACUUAUGGUCCAGUGCUUUUGAUGUUUGUUAUACUGAACUUCUUGAAGUGAUGACAGUGAAGAGGAGAGGAAUUCCUGUAGGGAGCCAGUUCACUUAACUUCAUCCAAAUAGCAAUUAUAUGGAUAAUUCAGAUAAACUGAAAUAUGCAGAAGCCUAGAGGUGAGGUAGGAUAUUUUUUCUGUAAAUGACCCUAGCUAACUGUCCCACUUGUUUUGUCCAGAAACCUGUUUUGCAAAUAGUAUUCACCUGGGUUUAUCCCUAAUUAAAAGGUCCCAUGAGCUCCUGAUUCAUUUCAGGUUCAUUAAGUACUUAGUGUGAGCAUAACACAGAUAAUACUUAAGUAUUAUGACAUUAUUUACUGUGACGAUACUAGGAUAUGUUUAACCACAAAGCUGCUACAACUCCUUGGAGAAUAGCAUAUAAUGCCUAUUCUGAUUCAUUUGGGGUUUAGGGUCUUUCCCACUGAUUUUUCUUGGCCAAUGAGUUACAUGGUCAGCCAGAGCCUAGUGAGAUCUUCUGAGGCUUUUGGUAAAAUGAAAGUACAUGAAUCCAAAUUGGGGCUGGAAGGAAGCAUGGGAGAGGCUGAAAGCUUGGGCAGGGGCCAAAGCAGAUGUAGAGAAGAGAUGUCCAUACUGUUUAAUUCUUUUUUUAAAAAAAAACCUUUACCUUCGAUCUUAGAAUCGAUACUGUGUAUUGGUUUCAAGGCAGAAGAGCAGUAAGGGCUAGGCAUUGGGGGUUAAGUGACUUGCCCUGGGUCACACAGUUGGGAAGUGUCUGAGGCCAAAUUUGAACAUAGGAUCUCCCAUUUCUAGGCCUGGCUCUCAAUCUGAACCACCCCUGCUGCCUCCCACACUGCUCACUUCUUAUGGGCAAAGUCUGAUAGAUCUUACUUAGAAUCUCAUUCAACAUACUCCACUGGUAUAGUGCUGUUGAUUCUGGGUCUAGAAUCUAGAAUGCUAAAAGGAUUUUUAAAAUACAGUUUAGUCCUAUUUAUCAGGCUCAGAUUCUGGGAAAUCAGAGCCAAGGCAUAUAGUAGAAUGGGGGAGCUAUUUUGUCUCUAAGGAAAUGGAAUGAAUUCCUUCUUCUCAGGCAGCAUACCUGAGCCAUUGCUAUAUUGCUUUGAGUAUUGUAAAAGGGAAAAUUAAGAGAAUACUUGAAGGCCAACUAGGUAGAACAGUGAAGAGAGGGCCCAACCUGGAGUUAGGAGGACCUGGGUUCAAAUUUGGCCUCAUACCUCUUAGUUGUGUGUCCCCCUCCAGGCAAUUCACAACCCCAAAUGCCUAGCCCUUACAACUCUUCUGUCUUGGAAUCAAUACUUAGUAUCAAUUCUAAGAUAGAAGGUAAGGGUUAAAUUUUUUUAGAAUAAAAGAAUACCUGUAUUUGGUAUUGUUAACAAAUCCUUUCCUGGCUGUGCCUAUGUGAUUAACUUCCUAGGCUGUUCUAUCCAGAAUUUGGGGAUAGAACCAUUCAGAAAAAUGUGUUUACUAAGUGCUUAGAGCAAUGUUUUGGGCUCCAGGAUAGAUACAGGGAUUAGAUGAAGCCUUGGUCUCCUGGGAUUAUCAAGAAAGAUAAAACCUGCUGCUAAAAUAAACAUUACAAUCAAAUUUAUCUCUACAGUUGUUGGGAGGGGAUUCAGAGAAAGAUUUAGAAGGGAGUAAUAAAAUGGUGUCAAUUAGGAUUUGGAAUUUUGGACAAAGGCUUAAAAUUUAGUAAUGAUGGACCCCUAGACAAGGAGAGAAUGCAUCUAAAAAGAACUAAUUAAAAUAGAUUUGUUUGGAGUCUUUUGAAUCUGAUCAAAGUGGCUUUAAGGGAAAGGGGGAAAAAACCUGCCAACAUGUAGCCACCAAGCUUAGUGCUAUUAUAGAAAGUUCCUGCAAGAAUAGAAGAGGGGACCAGUAAUCCAUAGGAGACUACACAUGAGAUCCUAUAAAAGUGAUAGGCCUUGGAUGUCUAUACAUUUGAAAAGUACCACAGCUAAUAGGGAGUACCUGGAGAUCUUAAUACAAGAGGCAAAUGUGACCUUGGUGGGAUAAGACUUGACUUUAUUCAAGGAAUGCAGUUACUACAAUGGAAGUAACUAUAUAUAAAAUAGAUAAAUGAAAUCUAGGACCAAGGGUGAAAAUAUGACAGGGCAUUUGGGAGAGGGAAUUGGUGGAGGCUAGAACAGAAGCAAUAUGGUCAUGGAAGUAUACUGUAGACAUGCUGGACAAAACAAGUUUGUCAAUAUGUGAUAAAUAUGCAUUAAGUGCUUACUAUGAACUUGGAACUCUGCUAAGUGCUGGGGAUUUUUUUAAGUGUAUGCCAUCAAGGAGCUCCCAUUACGGGUAAAACAACUAGCUAGGUACCUAAAAGACAGGAGUAAAUGCAAGAUAAUCUGGGGAUAGAGGAAGUUAGAAAAAUCAAGGUGGGAUGUGAGGAGGCAAGAUAAUCCAAGUAGAUGGGAAAACCAACGCAUGUGUAUGGAGAUGAACAAUGGAAUGUUGUGUUCAGAGGCAUCGAGUAGGGAUGGAAGGGGAUGAGCAUUUCAGUAAGUGCUUACUAUGUGCCAGGAACCACGUUAAGUUCUUUAAAAGUAUCUCGUUUGUCACAAUAACCUUGGAAGAAAGGUGUUUUUACAUGUAAUACAGCUGAAGCAGAGUUUAAAUAACCCAGGAUAAUGCGAUUUAGUAAAUGGCUGAGACUGGAUUUGAACUCUGAUCAUCCUAAUUCCAGGCUCAAUCCUCUCCACAGAGUCAUCUAAUUGCUUCCUAGGUCAGUGUAGGUGAAUCAGAAUACAUGGGGAGGGAUAAAAUGUAAGGAAAUUGCCCAGCUAAGAAAGGACCAGGUUGUGAAGAACUUUAAAAUUAUAUUUGAUCCUGGAAGUGAAAGAUGGUUUGAAAUGAGAAGAGGCAACAUGCCCAACCAAGCUAUUGCAAUAGUCCAGGAAAGAGGUGAUGGAUAGGAUAGUGGCUCUGUAAAUGGAGAAGAGAUAUUAUAUAGGAAGGAGAUUGUGAAGGUACAAGAUUCAGCAAUGGAUUGGAUAUCUGGGGUAAGGGUGAGAAGUUGCAAAUGAUACCAAGGGUGUGAGUCUCAUCAAUUAUUAAUAGCAUUUAUGUAGCUCUUGAAGGGUUGCAAGUUUACAAAUGCAUUUUUUCAAUGGCUCUGGGGGCAGAUGCCAUUAACCCCAUUUUAUAGAUGAAACUGGUAGAAAGUGACUUGCCUGGGGUCACACUGCCAAUAUGUGUCUAAGGCAGGAUUUUAACCCAACUCUUGACUCAAGGUAUAUCCCAGCCAUGUAGUGGAGUGCCUGGAAAGAUGGCGGUGCCCUUUAUAAUAAUAGGGAACUUUGGAGGGGAAAGGUAAUGAGUUUUGUUUUGGACAUGUGGGAUUUGAGAUGCAUCUGGGACAUCCAGUUCAUAUUAUCCAAGAAACUAGCUUUGGAGGGAAACUAGGACUGGAUAUAUAGUUUGGAAAUCAACUUCCAUAGAGAUCAUUGAAUACAAGGGAGUUGAUGAGGUCAUUCAGAUAGUAAAUAGAAUACAAGGGCCACGACAGAAUGUAGGGUGACAAACAUGGUUGGGGUGGUAUUGGGGGCAGGGGAGAACAAUGAUGUGGAUGAAGAGCCAGCAGAGAAGACCAAAAGGUAGAUCAAAGGGCAGAAGUGUCAUGAAAACCCAAAGAGAGAAUGCUAGAGAAGAAAGUCACCAGUAGGGUCAAAUAAUUGCAGAUACAUCUAGAAGGAUGAAGAUUUGAAAAGAAGGCCAUUAUAUUUGACAGAUCAUUGGUCCUUAUGAUGAGAUCAGUUGCCAGUGAGAGGAGAAGUGGAGACAGUGCAGUUUUCCCAAGGAGUCUGUCAGAUUAUAACAAACCUGGAUAGAAGGCAUUCUUGACUAUGUUAGUAUUUUUCUGCUGAGUAGAAUUAGCUGAUGAAAAUUCUUGCCUUUCCUUAUCUUGUUUUCCUCCUAUAAAAGGAGGAAGCCAGAUGGGAAUUGGUAUUCUGGCCUCAAUUCUGAUCAAUAAGGAAGAAUAUUGAUUAUUGAAAUAGAAAUGAUAGAUACUUUAGUUGCAAGUGAUCAUUGUGGAGUUUAUGAACUAGGCAAAAUUUGUCAUAAACCCUAGACUUUGGAAGAAUAGAUUACAACGUAUUCAUAGAAAGGCAAGGAAGGAUUCUACCUAUGGAAGAUGAGCAACUGGAUAAGAAGAUGGCGUCUGAAAAAUUAUAUUUGGGUAUCUGGACACAGAAUGAUGAGCUUCCAGCCAGUCAGUAAAUAAACAUUUGUUAAGAAUUUAUAUUAUGUUAAAAGAAAGUUUACUAUGUGCCAAACACUAAGCUGAGUCUGGAGAUACAAAGAAGCAAAAACUGUCCUUGCCCUCAAGGAACUCACAUUCUAGCAGAGAAGCAUGUAAAAAAAGUAGGAACAUAAAGAUAAAUACAGAAUAGAUUCCAAGGUAAAGAGUACUACCUAAGAGAGGCCAAUACCUUUUCCUGGAUUCUUGUGAAUCUAAAAGGAAAGGCAUGGAGACAAUUGCAUUCCAGAACAACAUUUGAAGAAAACGUGGGCAACAAUAGAGGAGGACAUUUUGAAGAUACAAAUGAUUGCAGCAAGGAAAUGUGGUGGGAAGGGAGGUUUUCUUUAACAAAGAACAACUUGGCUCAUUCUCAGGAUUUUUAAAAGAUCUUUGGAAAAUGGAACCGUGCAGGUAAGUGGGGAUAACAACAAAAGUAUUCUAGGGUUUCAUCAUUUCUUCUUCCACAUUCCCAUUCUUAACUGUUUCUGUUGGUGGAAUGCUCAUCUUGGCUAGAAACCAACUUAGAGUGCUUCCCCCUUCCCUUCUUAAUGUGUAGCCACUUGAUGGUGUGGUAAAUUCUUUGUUCACUACAUCUCAUUUCCUUCCCCUGCAUUCCACUCACAGGAUCAUCAUCUUAGUUUGGACCUCUAUCACCAGCUGUCAAAACUAUUGGAUUGCAGUAGCCUCCCAAUUUGUUUUGCCUGACUGUACUUAUUUGGGACAUUGGCUUUAUUUUUCCUUCAUUUUUCAUUCUUGGGGUAGGGGAUGGGGAGAUUUGGUGGAUUUGUGCUGACUGACAAAAUAAAAUGUAAUUUAGAAAA